This is a messenger RNA of Triticum aestivum (bread wheat), 1758 nucleotides long. RefSeq lists its product as uncharacterized. The coding region runs from base 858 to 1676 and encodes 272 amino acids. The record is from RefSeq and is a predicted model, not a curated record. The transcript is spliced from 6 exons. NCBI's taxonomy places the organism in Eukaryota, Viridiplantae, Streptophyta, Magnoliopsida, Poales, Poaceae.
CGCCGCUUCCUCAGGGUUGGCGGCGGCGGGCUGCGUUCCGGCGGGAGGGCGGCACGUUCAAGGUGCUGCAGGUGGCGGACAUGCACUACGCGGACAGGCGGAGCACCGCGUGCGAGGACGUGCUGCCCGAGCAGGUCGCCGGCUGCUCCGACCUCAACAUCACCGCCUUCCUCUACCGCGUCAUCCACGCCGAGGACCCCGACCUCGUCAUCUUCACAGUUCACUACUCGAGGCGCUGGGCUGCGGCUUCAUCGAGGCGGACGACAACCACUCCCGUGCAAACAAAGGUGAGCAUUCAGGAAAAGAACUCUUUGUGCAAUGAGCAUCCUUUUCUGCUGGAAUAUCAACUUUUUUGGAUGCUCAACCAUCAAUAAACAUAUUGGCUGAACUUCAGGAAAAGGAUGCACCGAAUCUUAGUAAGCGGAUACUCAUAGCCGAAUUCUUUUGGAUGCACAUAUAGUUUGUCUGGCAACUUAAAUAAUGACAGUAAAUAAACUCUCAAUAGCACUGUCCAGUAAUUGAAAAUAAAUUACACCUUUUCAGUUAAUUUAAAUUAACUGAAACCUUUUGUACUCCCAUGAUCAGUGUUACUCUGUACAAAUUUGCAAGUGCAAGUAGUGCUUGUUUUCAGGAGUAGGAUGCUGAUCAAUAGUGCUUGUUUGGAGUAAUUGUUUGCUCUGUAGUGCAUUUUUGCUGCAACCUAAUCUGUGGAGUAUCAAGCUAAUUGGAAGAAAGCCAAUUGCUUGCUCUCUAUGAACUUUUAUGUGCUGGAGUAUAGGAUUUGCUGUUUAGCAAGGCUUCAGUAAUUUGUUGUUCAAAAUUGAGCACCGCCUUGCCAAACAGCAUUCUGCCACUAAAUGGCAGCAUAUGCAGGACCAACUAACAAUGUACGGAGACCAACUAAACCUGUUUUGACAGGUGAACAGAUGGACAGUGGCUGCUCCUUGCUGAUCAAUUCAAAAUUGCUCUGGCGAUCAAUUCAAGCUUGCUGUGACUGGCGAGAAGACGUCCUGCAGCACAGGCGGCGCACGGGCGGGGAGGAGCACAGGCUGCUACUGUUGGUCAGUGCGGGAAGGAGCACGGGCAGAGGUCAAUUGGCCGGAUCCGGAGCUCCAGUGCCUGAAUCGAGGAGCUGGAAGGCUGAGGCAGGAGGAGGAGCACAGGAUGCGAUGCUGCUGCUGUUGGUCAGUGCGGGGAGGAGCACGGACGGAGGUCAAUUGGCCGGAUCCGGAGCUCCAGUGCCUGAAUCGAGGAGCUGGAAGGCUCAGGCAAGAGGAGGAGGAGCACGGGCGGCGCUGCUGCUGGUCGGUGCGGGGAGGAGCACGGGCGGCGCGAAGGCCAGGAGUCGCGGGCGGCUGGAGGCUGUGGCGGACGACGAGGGAGUUGCGUAUGAGUUUGGGCUCUCGAUUGGAGCGGAGGAAGGCGGCCGGCGAGGGAGCUACGGCCGGCGCGGGCGGACGCCGGAGCUGCAGCAGUGGGGUGGAGCCUGGCGGAGGGGAGGAGCGAUGGAGGAAGACGAAGAUCCCCGGCGACAAGAAUUUCAAAUUGAGGGUAGUUUGGUACUUUUUCCUGUUUUCACCUGGUCGGAGAAGUUUCCCAACGACAACUAUUUUGGAACAGAGGGUAAUUUUCUGUAUUUUUUAGGAACAACUCAAACUACUUGUGGUACCGAGUAGGGUAUGCACGGAAGACCCGGUGAUCCCUCACAUUGGAACCGACUGCUCACUAAUACACACACACACACGGAACCGAUGAAAC